CAUUUCAGCUAAAGGCUGAGAAGAUGAGUUUCCUGGCAAAUUUAGAAUUGAGCUUUGCUGAAUGUAUCAUAGAUGGAGGAAAAGCCACCCUUGGAGUCAGGCAAAGGGCAGGAAUGGACCCUGUACAGCGGAUGAGACAGAAUGAGGUCAUCUCACAAGCAGUGUGUGCUCUGCUGAAUUCCGGUGGGGGAGUGGUCAAGGUUGAGAUUGAGAACGAAGACUAUAAUUAUGAGUGUGAUGGAGUGGGCCUGGAUCUGCCGCCAUUGUUCAGAAACCAUUUAGAAGAGAUGCUGCAUGGGAAGCUCUUCCUAAUAUUUGUGAAUUCGUGGAACGUGGCAGCCUCAGGCGUGCGGCUCGCCACCUUGUGUUCCAAUUUGUACCACAGAUGUGGAACAUCUACGGAGGUCAUGGAUUCUCUAGAAGCUCUACUAUUCUUUAGAAGAAGGGUCCAGGCUCUUGGGAAUGUUGAUGAUCCCAACUCGUUAAAUCCACAGGAAUCUCCGGUUGAUAUUCAGAUGACCUUAGCUUCUGCUUUAUUUGGUGAACAGCAGCUUCAGUACCUGGAAAAACUCAACUUUACAGAGUCCCCACACGUUGUAUUUCAAAUGUUCUCGGUAGACCUUGUCCAGGGCAUUAAAGAGAGACUCCCCAAGUGUGUUUCUGCACUUGCCAAUUCUGAAGGGGGAUAUGUGUUUUUUGGUGUGCACGACGAGACCAGUCAAGUCAUUGGAUGUGAAAAGGAAAAAGUAAAUCAUUCCAGCUUGUUGGCUAUGAUUAAUGGCUGUAUCAGGAAGAUGCCUGUCCAUCACUUCUGUUCACAGGCCCAUAAAGUGCAGUGUGACCUCAAAUCCCUUGAAGUGUAUGAUAAGGGGGUCCUCCGUGGGUAUGUCUGUGCAAUCAAGGUGGACCGGUUCUGCUGCGCAGUGUUUGCCAAGGCGCCUGAUUCCUGGGAGAUGAAGGACACUCAGAUGAAACAGCUAGCCAUGAAGGACUGGGCAGCUUGGAUGACAGAAACUGACUCAGAGCUUUCCAGUUUUCCUCAGAUGGUCAUCUCGAGAAGUAUGUUAGACACCACACCCCGCAGCAGGACUGUGUACAGACAUAAGAAUUUGAAAUGUGUCGAAGAAUUGCAGAAGGAUUACUUCCCAGUGCAACCCGACAGGAUUACAUAUACCCCAGAGAGCAUCUACAAGGACCUCGUCUCAGAACACAAAGGACUACGAAACUUAAUAAAUACGGAAAUGCGCUCUUUCUCUCAAGGGACACUGAUUUUCUCCCACAGCUGGGCUGUGGACCUGGGUCUUCCAAGGAAGCAGGGUGUCAUCUGCGAUGCGCUUCUAAUUUCCCCAAAUAAUGUUCCAAUCCUGUACACCAUUUGCAACAAGUGUGAUCUGGGAUACAGGUGGUAUUCUAUGACAGUUGCCCGUACCCUGAAGCAGAGGUUGGUGAACAUGGGUGGAUACCCUGGGAGAUUAGGUAUCAUUCCCUUGGUCUGCCAGCUGGGUCCUGAUCAAAGAGUAAGGACUAGUUUAGAAAUGCCCAUUUACCCCGAAUCCUACAACUUCACAACCGUGCAGCAGAUGGAAGCUCUGUUGCAAUCCCUUGUGAUCGUCUUGUUUGGGUUCAGAUCCUGCUUAAACUGGAGAGUUAAACUCUGAGGUGGUGACCUUACUCACGGACCCAACAGUAUCAGUUGCUUUUAAAAGGAUCUUUGCAAGAGCAGGGAGCUGUUUGUUCAUGGCUCUCCCGGAUCAGGGAAGACCACUCUCGCUCUCAGGAUCAUGAGGAAGAUUAGGAAUGUGUUCAGCUGUCCAGUUGGCAACAUUCUCUACAUCUGUGAGAAUCAGUCUUUGAAGAGGUUUGUGAGCAAGAGAAACAUCUGCAAGGCAGUGACACGGAAAACCUUCAUGAAAAACACCUUUGCUAACAUUCAACACAUCGUCGUGGAUGAAGCUCAGAAUUUCCGAACCGAAGAUGGGGACUGGUACAUGAAGGCAAAAUCCAUCAUCCAGCGAAGGAGAGAUGAUCCAGGAGUUCUCUAUGUUUUUCUGGAUUACUUUCAGACCAACCACUUGUGUUGCAGUGGUCUCCCUGACCUCCAGCAACAGAAGCCAGUACUGAAGCUCACCAGGAUGCUCCGCAAUGGAGACAACAUAGUCAACUACCUACUAGAUAUAAUGCAGCAAAUCAGUGUUAAUCCUCCCCCGAAUGUGCCCCAGGAGGCCCUGAAGAUGAACCAAGAACUUGAAUGGGCUUCAGGUGUCACAGGCACUUUAGAGAAGGAUGACUUGAAUUUGGAGCGGAUGGCAAACUUCGUAGCAGAGAAGUGCCAGCGUCUCUGGAGGUCUGGCUAUUACCCCAGGGAUGUUGCUGUUCUUUUCAACAAAAGCAGAGAUAUAGAAAAGUGUAAAGAAAAGAUUCUUCUAGCAUUGAGGAGGAGGAGCGUGUCUCAGUUCAGUGGGGAAUCCAGUUUUGUAGUGCAGGUCAGGGAGGAGUUGGAUGCUCUGGGUAAUCACGUCACAUUGACUAGUGUCCACCAAUUUUCAGGCAUGGAAAGAAGCAUAGUGUUUGGGAUCAUUCCAGUGGGAUCUGAGACAGCCAUUUUCUGCAAUCUGUUGCUCUGUCUGGCUUCCAGGGCAAGAACCCAUCUCUAUAUUAUAAAGGUUUCACUUUGAUAGGAAGAUACCAAUUUUCAAUUAGGUAGAGUUGGUCUCUAGAUGAAUUUGAAACUCUUUGAUCUAAACAUUUAAAUACCAAAAUACUUAAUAUACAGUCACCUGCGAAGUCAUGUACUCUUUUCAAUGCUAGGGGCAAGUACAAGUGUGAAGAAUUCAGACAGUAGUAAGAGACAUCAGGGUAAUUAGCUGGCACUGAGAUCUCUCUCUCU
Messenger RNA from Peromyscus eremicus (cactus mouse), 2887 nucleotides. RefSeq names its product schlafen family member 5 (gene Slfn5). The record is from RefSeq and is a predicted model, not a curated record. Lineage: Eukaryota; Metazoa; Chordata; Mammalia; Rodentia; Cricetidae.